Messenger RNA from Dujonia railenensis, 1635 nucleotides. NCBI's taxonomy places the organism in Eukaryota, Fungi, Ascomycota, Pichiomycetes, Serinales, Debaryomycetaceae. The record is from the annotation of a GenBank genome assembly.
AUGUCGUUCUUUGGCCCACCGAAGGGUCACGGAGGGUUCCACAAUCCUCAAAACAAGAUGUUUGGAGUAGUCAAACCACAUUCGGCGGGUACUACUGGAGCAGCUGGCACUGCAUCAAAAAGUUCAAAAGUAGGAAAAUCUGAAACAACUCAACCUGAAACAAGUGAGGGACCUAGUGGCGAAGCUAAAGUUGAAGGGGAUGAUAAGGAAAAGGGUUCAGAAGAGGAAGUAAAACCAGAACCAGAACCAGAAACGGAAACUGAGAUAAACACUAGGCUAAAUGCGCUAUUAUAUCACACAAGUGACGAUACCAUUGAUCUCUAUAGACAGCAGAACAAUUCCUCUGAUUUGCUCGGAAGGUUAUACUAUGACGAUUAUGAUAGCGAUUCAGUCGCCAGUGAUGGAGGAAGUGCACAAAUAUCUCCUGUUAAUUCUGCACAAGGAAGCUUGGCAGAAUAUUUUACUGGUGCAAGGUUCAACACUGCAAGUAUCAGUGAGUUAAUCGCAGCAGGAGAUUCAGAAUCUCCUUCAUUAACUCCCGUGGUAUCGCCUGCAUUUUUAUCGCCACACGCUGCACCAGCACCAGGAACCCCAAAUCAUGCGUUGAAGCUGAAUUCUGGCGAAUCGACACCCUCGUUUGGUAUUGGAUCUCGAUCUCCAUCUGCAUCCCGUAUACGCCCAGCAGUGCAGCGACUUGCUUCAUUUGAACGAGGAGUUUCCUUUGAUAGUCUGAAUGACGAUCACCGUAGAUCUCUCACGUUCAAGGUGAAACACCCACACUUUAAAUUCCGUAGAAACAAUAAGACCUAUUUAACAGGAUAUAAUGGAGACCUAGAAUCCAUUAAAUCAAUUGAAUGGCUCUUCGAUGAGAUGGUGGUAAAUGGUGACACUAUAAUUGUGCUACAGGUAUUGGAUGAAAAGUCCUAUACGUCCAUAGACAAACGUAGAGCCAAUGAAUCUCUUAGGAGGAUCGAGCUUCUCAAUAAACAUGUCAAAAAGGUGUCAUUGGUAUUUGAGGUGGUGGUGGGUAAACCUUUAAAGUUACUUCAAUCCGCUAUUGAUGAGUAUAAUCCUCAAAUGAUGUCCAUUGGUACGCAUAAUUAUGAAGAUAAAGAGGGGAAGUUGCAUGAACAUCACUCGCAUAAGUCCUUUUUGUCCAAAUCAUCAAUGUCCAAACACUUUUUAGAAUGUGCACUUGUGCCAGUUAUCGUGGUUAAACCAUUCUAUGAGCACGUAGAAUUGUUGAGAAAGCCAGUUGAUUCUGAAAACUAUUUUGCCAACUGGAUUGCAGAAAGUGAUAUCGCCUGGACGUAUUCCAAGGAUAAGAAUGCCAGAAAGAAGAGAGUUACCAGUCCUUUGACUUCAAAGAAUAAUAGCUCUACGAAUUUGGCUGCUAUUGAGAGCAGGGGCAGAAGAUCUAAUAACUCGCAUUCCAAUUUGCCCUUUCUUGCUCAAGCAGAAAAGACUAGCGAUGGCUUGCGGGCCGUUAAGUCGCAUGUACCCGACAGUAGAGGUAGGGUUGCAGAGGAUCACGAGAAUCCUCUACUUUCGGCGGUAAGGUCAUCCGAAUCAAGAUCUAGAAGUACUUCUCGAAGUAGAACUGGACUUCGUAAGUUGUUCGGCCAUCAUCAUUAA